This is a messenger RNA of Rubroshorea leprosula, 1203 nucleotides long. The record is from the annotation of a GenBank genome assembly. NCBI's taxonomy places the organism in Eukaryota, Viridiplantae, Streptophyta, Magnoliopsida, Malvales, Dipterocarpaceae.
UCUAUUACGCGCAGCUAAAAUGAAUUAAAAGGGUUUUAGAAGGUAGCUUACUCCCAAAGCAGACAGCAGAUUGGUGAACAAUAACCGACUUUCAGUUCUAACAUCAGUUGGGGUUCAUGGAUUUUUUCAAUAAUCCUCAGUUUAGUGAUGGUGGAGAAGAAAAUUUGAUGGAACCAGAUGCCCUAUUUGAUGAAGACUUACAGCUUCAAGAGGGCCUGUUGUUGUCGUACGCAAUCUCUUCUCAACUGAGGAUCAGCGACGACAUCCUGCCAAGUUCAUCAGAUGAUACCCGGAUGAUACAAGAGACUGCUACAGAAUCCUUCUGUGGAAUUUGCCUUGAAAGUAGAGGAGAUCAUCAGAUGUUCAUAACGGGGAGCUGCUUUCACUCCUUUUGUUCCGACUGCAUUAGCCAGUAUGUCGUGAAAAGUAUCCAGGACAGCAAAGCAAGAAUUACAUGCCCGGAAGUGAACUGCAAAUGCAUCUUGGUGCUCGAUGAUUUUAGGGGUUUGCUUGCUAAAGAAGAAAUCGACCUUUGGGAAGAUGCUCUGAGCAAGGAGGUUAUCCGUCCCUUACAGAGACUUUACUGCCCUUUUUGCUCAGAAAUGUUUGUGGUUGAUGAUGAAGGAGAAGACAUCAGGGAAUCCGAGUGCCAAAUUUGCCACAAAUUGUUCUGUGCAAAGUGUGGGGUUCCAUGGCAUCCGGGGAUCGGAUGCGAGGAAUAUGGGAAGCUGGGCGAGGAUGAGAGAAGCAGACAAGAUCUCAUGAUGAGGGAACUUGCAAAGGAGCAAAAAUGGAGUAGGUGUCCCCACUGCCAGUUCUAUGUGGAAAGAACAGAUGGUUGCCCUCAUAUGAUUUGCAGGUGUAAGUUUGAAUUUUGUUAUCUAUGUGGAGCAGAAUGGACAGAGGAUCAUGGUGGUUGUCAAGAAAACUGAGACUAUGAUCCAAAUAAUCAAAGCGAUGGAAAAUGGAAUAAGCUGUAAUUUGCCAUGGAUUUCGAUGGGGUUCCUCCGAGUUAGUGGGCGAAGCAUCAACGCGUUGACCAUGGACGUCUGUCCUGUCUCAGACAAAAUUAGAGUUAGGACAGAGUAUUUAAAUUUUGGCAUAGCACUUUAUCAUUUUGUGAUAAAGGUUUUAAAACCUUAAAAAUUUCAUGUUUUAGUCUUCAAAUGUGUAUUUGGUUAAAAAUAAAAUAUUUUAAAUUUA